AUGCCAUCAUCAAAGGUCGAACCUCAAAGGGAGAAUUCCAGUAGUUCACAGAAUCAAAAUGAUAGUCGAGAUACUCCAACAACACCACCACCCAUUAUAAAUACAGAUAAUAUUCCACAAACUGGUCAUAAUAAUAAUAUUCGACCGAAACAAGUUUAUCCCUCAUGGAAAACUGGAUCGAAUAUGGAAGAGCAUUUCACAAGGUUUGAUGAUAAUUCAGCUCUUAUAUGGUAUGCACCAAAUAUAAAACUUGGAAGUUGGGAUGAUGAAAGAGAAAGUGAAUUAGAAAUCGAGACCUCCCUGAAUGUGCAAAAUAAUGGUUCAUUAUAUGCGCAUAUGUAUCUCAGUCUUGACAAAGCAAGUCCAAAUCCUUAUGAUCCAAGAUAUCGAGAUGAUAUGGUUGUUUAUACACGCAAAUUAUUAACUAGAUAUCAUCCCAAACAAAAGUUGGUAAAGACAAAAAAUCUAAUUCUCGGAAAUGACGAGACUGAAGAUACUGAAGAUACUGAAAAUAAAUCAAAGGAGAAUGGAUAUUAUUUACCUAUUUUAUUUGUUAAUGAUUUUUGGAUUCUUAAAGAUCACUUGAAUCCCAUAAAUGAAACUGUAAAGACAUUGCCAUUAAAUAUAAAAUAUUAUCCUUUGUCUUUUAUGAAAUUACAAUUAUAUAUUCAAUUAGAUGAAUCUGCUCGAAUGCAAGCACAAGUUUUAGGUGCAGAGGCAGUUGAUAGUCUUGAGGAAGUCAAAAGAAUGUUAAAAGAGACAAAUCCUAUUUUAUUAGCAGUCACAUUUAUUGUUUCUAUUUUACACAAUAUUACACAUUGGAAAGAUAAGAAAGAAAUGACAGGAGUAUCAGUCAGAUCUAUUCUUUUAAAUAUAUUUUUCCAAGUUGUAAUAUUUUUAUAUUUAAUGGAUAAUAAUCAAGAAACUAGUUGGAUGAUUUUAAUUGGUCAAGGAAUUUCGGUUGCAGUUGAAAUAUGGAAAAUAAAAAAAGCUGUAGACGUUGAGAUAAAAUCUAAUCAAGAUACAACAAGUUUUUUCCCUUAUACAAUAAAAUUUGUUGAUAAACAUAAAUUAUCAGAAACAGAGAAAAAAACCAAAGAAUAUGAUCAACUCGCAUUCCGUUAUUUAUCAUUGAUAGCUUAUCCUUUAUUAUUUUGUUAUUCCAUUUAUAGUCUUAUAUAUAAUACAUACAAGAGUUGGUAUUCUUUUAUAUUAACCACUUUGGUGGGUUUUGUAUAUGCUUUUGGAUUUAUUAUGAUGACACCACAAUUAUUUAUCAAUUAUAAACUUAAAAGUAUCGCACAUAUGCCAUGGAAAACUUUAAUGUAUAAGACACUUGGUACAUUUGUAGAUGAUCUUUUUGCUUUCUGUAUUAAAAUGCCAACAUUACAUCGAUUAGCUUGUUUAAGAGAUGAUGUGGUAUUUUUUGUAUAUUUAUAUCAACGAUGGAUUUAUCCUGUUGAUGAUAAAAGAGCAAAUGAGUAUGGUCAAGUAGCUAAUGAUGAAGAUGAAAAAGUAGAUAAGAAUAAUAAUGAGAAUAUUAAUGGACAAUGUGAUAUACCUUGGAAUUUUAAUAAUGGUGUUUGA
This is a messenger RNA of Diversispora eburnea, 1587 nucleotides long. The record is from the annotation of a GenBank genome assembly. Lineage: Eukaryota; Fungi; Glomeromycota; Glomeromycetes; Diversisporales; Diversisporaceae.